Pantherophis guttatus is the source of this 5267-nucleotide messenger RNA. Lineage: Eukaryota; Metazoa; Chordata; Lepidosauria; Squamata; Colubridae. The record is from RefSeq and is a predicted model, not a curated record.
UAGAUCUCUAGGAUCUGCAGCAGAGACCAAGGACAGCUGUUCAGGAUCGGUGGAGAGAGAAAAAAAAAAAGCGGAGGAGCAGAUUGAGCCCCGGCUAACUUUCUUGCAAGGACUCAUGGCCAAGCUCCUCGUUCUACUCCUGGUCUUACUCCAAGCUUCCUUUCUCCGCGGGGCGCUGCGGUUCAGCGUGGACGAGGAGGCGCCUCCGGGGACGGUGCUGGGCAAUUUGGCGGAGGAAUUGCAAGGGCCCGCGGAGGCUGCGCCCCGCGGCUUCCAGCUGGUGAAGGCGCCGGGCAACGGGUCGCUGGUGCGCGUGCGGGAGCGGGACGGGCAGCUGAGCGUGGGGCCGGAGCGGCUGGACCGGGAGCAGCUGUGCGGCCCGUCGGAGGCGCCCUGCGUGCUGGCCCUGGACGUGCUGAGCCUGGGCGGGGGAGGCUCGGCGCCGCCCUUCCGCCUGGUGCACGUGGAGCUGGAGGUGCGGGACCUGAACGACCACGCGCCGCGCUUCCCGCAGCCCGCCGUGGCCCUGGAGGUGUCGGAGAGCGCGGCGCCCGGCACCCGCCUGCCGCUGCCCCUGGCGCACGACCCGGACGCCGGCUCCAACGGGCUGCAGAGCUUCGCCCUCUCGCCGGGCAGCCCCUUCGGCCUGGAGGCGCAGCGGCGCGCCGACGGGCUCCGCUGCGCCGAGCUGGUGCUGCUGCGCGAGCUGGACCGGGAGGCGCAGGCCGGCUACCGGCUGGAGCUGGUGGCCACGGACGGCGGGAGCCCCGCGCGCUCGGGGACGGCCACGCUCAGCGUGCGCGUGCUGGACGCCAACGACAACGCGCCCGCCUUCCCCCGGGGCGCGCUCCUGAGCCUGGAGCUGCCCGAGGACGCGCCGCCGGGCGCGCUGCUGCUGGAGCUGGAGGCGGCCGACGCCGACGAGGGCGCCAACGGGCAGCUGCUCUACGCCUGGGGCAGCCAGGUGCCCGCCGAGGCCCGCCGCCUCUUCAGCCUCGACCCGCUCUCGGGCCGCCUGGCCCUGCGCGCCCCCGUCGACUACGAGCUCCAGCGCGCCUACGAGCUGGACGUGCGGGUCAGCGACCGCGGCGCCAGCCCGCUGGCCGCCGCCUGCAAGGUCCUGGUGCGCCUGCUGGACGUCAACGACAACGCGCCCGCCCUGGCCGUCAGCGCCCUGGCCGCGCCCGCGGAGCCCGGGGAGGCCGGCUGGGCGGCGGCCGUCAGCGAGGCGGCGCCGGCGCAGAGCCUGGUGGCGCUGGUCAGCACCUCGGACAGCGACGCGGGCGCCAACGGCCAGGUGCGCUGCGCCCUCCUGCCCGCGCCCCACCAGCCCUUCGCCCUGCAGCGCGCCGACGCCGCCGACAGCUACCUGCUGCUCACCACCGGCGCCCUGGACCGCGAGCGCCUGCCCGAGUACAACCUCACGCUGGUGGCCGAGGACCUGGGCUCGCCCCCCGCCAGGACCGUCCGCUCGCUCACCGUCCGCGUGGCCGACGAGAACGACAACGCCCCGCGCUUCGCCAAGGCGCGCUACGAGGUGGCCCUGCCGGAGAACAACCCCCCGGGGGCCUACCUCGCCACCGUCCUGGCCUCCGACCCCGACCUGGGACCCAACGGCAAGGUGACCUACAGUCUGCUGGACAACCAAAUCAUGGGCGCCUCUAUCUCUACCUACGUUUCGGUAGAUGCGGGCACAGGAGCUAUCUACGCCCUCCGGUCUUUCAAUUAUGAGUUCCUGAAGGAGAUGGAGUUGUCCAUCCAAGCUACGGAUGGAGGAUCUCCUUCGCUCUCCAGUACGGCCUUGGUCAAGGUACGGGUGAUGGACCAAAACGAUAACGCUCCCGUCAUCUCUUCUCCUGCACUCACCAAUGGGUCUCUUGAGAUCCUCCUGCCUCUCAGUGCCCCGCCCGGCUUCCUGAUCUCUCAGCUGGCAGCCCGGGACUCCGACGAUGGUCGUAACUCCGAGCUGACUUUCUCCCUCCUGGAAGGGGCGUCCAGGCUCUUCGCGGUGCGGCCGCGGACGGGAGAGCUCUUUCUGCGGGAACGGGUCCCGCCUGAGGCCGCGCCCCGCUCCGCUUUCCGCUUGGUUGUUGCCGUCGAGGACGGUGGGUUGCCUUCUCUGACUUGCACAGCGACGCUGCGGCUGAUUUGCACGGAGACGCUGCCCUCUAGCGUGCAGAUAGUGGCGCUGCAGCUUGGCGUCGCCGGAGGAGAACCGUGGGAUCCGUCCGUGCUGUGGAUCGCCUUGCUGGGAGGAGGCUGCGGGGUUUUGCUGGUGGCCAUUCUACUCGUGGGAGCCUCUAUUUGGGUGGGCAGGAAGAAGUUCCCCGUUGGGAAGCCAAUGAAGCCGGUGGGACCCAGAGAAGGUGGAAGCCGUCCUGUUGCUCCAUGGGGGGACGGGACCUCCAAAGACUCUGCUUGGAGUGGGGCUUUCUCAGCAGAUGAAGAAGAGAGCCGUGACUCCUUGGGUGUGACUGAGACCGAAACUCCUAGCUCCGAUUCCCAGGCUCGGAUUCUUAUUCCUGUUGAGCCCGCAUCUGAAUGGGAAGCAAGCCAAUCCGCUUCGAAUUUUAGCUAUUCGGGUCUGGAUCGAGUGAGCGGAGAAGACAGUGGGAAAGGAGACAGUGAAUGCAGCGACAGUGACUUCAAUACUAGCAGGGACAGAAUGAAAGAGAUCUCCGUAGAAAAAGUUGGGAAACAGAAUGGGACCACCACUUCUGCUGAGAGAACAACUUGCAAAGAAUCAAACAUCUACAAUGGUCAACAUGCGCACCUGUCUUUGGGAAGGAAACAUCUACCCUUUUACCGUGAACGCACCGAACUUCUCUCCUAUCCCGCAGCCCGAAUUAACAGAUCUCUCAUCCAGCAGAGAAAUACUCAUUGUCGUCCCGAGUUCCUCCCGCAAAGCCAAGACUGUCUUCCAGUUUGGAAUGAAAGACUACCCACCGUUUGUGAACAAGGACGUCACAGCGGGACAACCGCAAUGGUUAAUUCCCAGGAAUGCCAAGAAUUAAGCAGUUUCCCUCGAAACACUUCCGAGAUCGUGACAUCAUUUUGACAAGACAAGGAGAAAUUUUCUGACAGCGAGAACAGUCAACCCAUGGAACAGAAGUUGCCUUCAGAAGUUGUGGGAGCUCCAUCACUGGAGGCUUUCAAGAAGUUUAUUCUAGUCUAGAGAAGAGAAGAACCAGGGGAGACACGAGAGCAGUCUUCCAAUAUUUGAGGGGUUGCCACAAAAAGGAGGGGAUCAAGCUAUUUUCCAAAGUACCCGAAGGCCAGACAAGCAAUAAUGGAUGGAAACUGACCAAGGAGAGAUUCAACCUAGAAAUAAGGAGAAAUUUUCUGACAGUGAGAACAAUCAACCCAUGGAACAGAAGUUGCCUUCAGAAGUUGUGGGAGCUUCAUCACUGGAGGCUUUCAAGAAGAGACUGGACUGCCAACUGUCAGAAAUGGUGUAGGGUUUCCUGCUUGAGCAGGGGGUUGGACUAGAUGACCUCCAAGGUCCCUUCCAACUCCGUUAAUCUGUUAAAAUCAGUUUACAGCCAUUCUGUGCAGUUUUUGACAAAACUUCCUUUCUGUAUCCCAGGUGUCGGGGGAAAACAAUUUGGUUCAUGCUAAACAUAAUACUUAACGCACAUUGAUUCGGAGGGAGAAUUGUGUAGCGGCUAAAAUAAUGCAUCCUUUUUUGAAUGGAUUGCGUCUUAUACGAAGAAAAUGUAAAUACAGGUAGUCCUCAACUAAACGACCACAAUUUUGAAGCCCAAAAUUUCUGCUGCUAAGUGAGACAGUUGAUGAGUGAAUUUUGUCCUAGUGUAUGGCCUUCCUUGCCCCAGUUUUUAAUUGCAGCAGCCACUAACAGUUGAAUCCCUGCUACGUUGCUAAGUUGGUAACCUGGUUGUUAAGUGAAUCUGGCUUCGCCGUUGACUUUUCUUUGUCCGAAGGUCAUAAAAAGGGGAUCACGUGACCCCAGGCACAACUGCAACCGUCAUAAAUAUGAGUCAGUUGCCAAGCAACUGGAUUUUGAUCACGUGACGAUGGGAAUAGUCAUAAAUUUGAAAAACAGUCAUUUUUUUUCAGUGCCUUUGUAACUUCAAGGGGUCACUAAAAGAAUUAUUGUAACCUUGAAUGAUCUCAACCAGGACGUUUGAAUUUAUCUGAAAAUUCAGCAACUGGAUGAAGGUGACUGCUUUGGAAUGGUCAUAAAAAUAUUCCAAGAAUAGAAUAGAAUAGAAUAGAAUAGAAUAGAAUAGAAUAGAAUAGAAUAGAAUAGAAUAGAAUAGAAUAGAAUAGAAUAGAAUAACAAAGUUGGAAGGGACCUUGGAGGUCUUCUAGUCCAACCCCCUGCUUAGGGAGGAAACCCUACACCACUUCAGACAAAUGGUUAUCCAAUCUCUUCUUAAAAACUUCCAGUAUUGGAGCAUUCACAACUCCUGGAGGCAAGUUGUUCCACUGAUUAAUUGUUCUAACUGUCAGGAAAUUUCUCCCUAGUUCUAAAUUGCUUCUCUCCUUGAUUAGUUUCCGCUCAUUGCUUCUUGUUCUGCCCUCAGGUGCUUUUUUUUUUUUUUAAAUUUGAUUUAUAUGCCGCCCUUCUCCGGAGACUCAGGGCAGCUUACAGUGCGUUAAGCUUUGAAGAAUAGUUUGACUCCUUCUUCUUUGUGGCAACCCAAUAAGACAUUCCUAUUAGGAAUAUUUACCGAAAAAUACACCAAAGAAAAAAAAAAUUUGGUUUUACAUAUUAUAACAGCCGCACGCAUAUUAUAAGCACAAAAUUGGAAAAGGGAAAACAUACCAACAGAAGAAGAAUUGAUAAAAAAAAAAAAUCCUAGAAUGUGCCGAGAUGGGCAAAUUAACAAAAGAGCUCAAAGAAAAAGAAGAUACGGAAUAUUAUAUAAUCUGGAACAAAUGGUAUAAUUGGCUCGAGACUAGAAAUAAUGGAUAAUAAAAAAUAGGGAUGAAGUUGAAAAUGGAAAGAACGAAUAUGACAAUGUAUAGAAUGUAUAAAAUCAGUAGGAUUGUUAAGACGUAUAAUGUAAUUAAAAGAGAAAGGAACAAGAAAAUGGAAUAGUAUAAAGGGAAUUGGGGGAGAACAUAAAUAUUAGAAGAUGACCACCAUGGAAUAGCUGUAAAAAGAGAGUGUAUGUAUGUAUGUAUGUAUGUUUUGUGUUUUGUGUUUGUCAUAUUGUGUUAUAAUAAAAAUAUUUUUUUUAAAAAAAUAUCCCAAUAAAAGAAACAGGAGACAGCAAUACAACAAACAAUUCUUACUUUAA